Messenger RNA from Blumeria graminis f. sp. triticale, 1083 nucleotides. Lineage: Eukaryota; Fungi; Ascomycota; Leotiomycetes; Helotiales; Erysiphaceae. The record is from the annotation of a GenBank genome assembly.
AUGAGCUGUGUGAUUGCCAUUCUUACGUCCAUUACGGGCCGCAUGGUAAUUUUGGGCGCGGAUUCCGUAUCAACAAGCUACGAUGUCUAUGAAACCUCCUAUCCGGCAAAAUUUCCGCAGCUGAGCCCUGAAUUCGACAUAUUUCACAACUAUCCUACCAUCACCACUCCAGGAACAUAUCACGCAUCUUAUUGUUCUUACGAAAAGAAUUACGCUCUUAUUAUCGAGAAAAUAACUGUGGGAUUACCUAAAAUAACGCGUUACCCCAUGGUAUCAUCUAGCCGUGAUGCUGAGGCUGAAACUAGCUGUCUAGAUUAUAUCAAAUCAAAUUAUCCAUUAGAUUUUAUUCUACUCAUGUCAGAUAUAAAGAAAAAAUCUUGUUGUACGACCAGAGUGGUAGCCAGUCUUGCCUUCAAAAGAUUCAUCGGGGUAGAUGGAUUUUAUGGCUGCUUCGCUCCACAUAUAGAAGAUCAGUAUUUUCGCGUCACAGCUGAUGAACCCAUACCUGUCGAAGAUAUUCUAUCCGACGAUCCUUUACUCCAUGUACAACGAGUAAAAACGGGACAAGAGGCACUUACUUGGUACCAGGGCCAUCUACAUUUACUACGUAGCAUAAAAUCUAGAAAAAUAUGGUGGUAUCCAGCUACCAAGAUCGGUGCCGAGAAUGAAAAUGUGCGCAUGAUCAUGGACUUUAUGAGGCGUCACUUUUCCCAAAUCAGAGAUUUCGAAACAAGAUUUAUUGAUGCUCCAAGUAAAGGCCCAAAAAUGAAAUCAGCCAGCUCUCAUGAGUCUUCUGAUCUAGAUCAAGAGCCAAGGUCCUCAACAAAUGUUCAAAAAUUGAAUGAAAAUAUGUUGGUCGCAUCACCUGCUGAUGGCUGGUUUUGUUACAAGGCGCAAUAUGAACCCGUAACUAUCAGUCUACCACGAGUGGGCGCUAAUUCACAUCAGACCCAGUCUAUCUUAAGGUCAAGAAAAGUAUUUACCAAGGCAAUUGAGCAGAUCCAUCUAUUUGGAGGGGCGUUUAAUCAUGGCAGGAAUUCAGGCAAAUUGAUGCGGUCGAUUCUGGACAUUGGUGUUGUGUAA